This is a messenger RNA of Spizellomyces punctatus DAOM BR117, 1164 nucleotides long. RefSeq lists its product as uncharacterized. NCBI's taxonomy places the organism in Eukaryota, Fungi, Chytridiomycota, Chytridiomycetes, Spizellomycetales, Spizellomycetaceae. The coding region runs from base 40 to 573 and encodes 177 amino acids. The transcript is spliced from 4 exons. The record is from RefSeq and is a predicted model, not a curated record.
AGAAAUCGCAGUCAUUCUUGUGAGAAUACCGCUAAACCAAUGUCCGUUUGCUUCUCACCGUCAGCUCACAAAUCAGCCGCUCAAAGGCUUGUCGCGAGUCCAAUUCCUCUCACACGCACAGGAAACCCCAAAUUCUCCAACUUGCGCCUUCCAUUUGGAAAGGUAAAACUUCCUCAUGUGAAGAAACAAGCCUCCUAUAUUUUAGAACUUGAUGGCGACGAUAACGCCGGGAGCGAGCUGGCAAGUGAAGCCGAACCGGUUAUCAACGACCAGCGGAUUGCUCAUGACGAUGAUGGGGCGUCGCAACUGGCUUCGACGUUUGAACGCUAUCAGAAGACGUUGGGGUCGGAGCAAAUGAGGAAAGUUAGCGAUAUAUAUGAGGAGCGUCUGUCACAGGUCGCAGAAACUUUACAGGGAUUCCUUGAUUUUCAGGAUACUCAAUUAACUCGGCUUUAUGCACACAAGCGAAAGAUUAGCGAAGUAACGGAAGAGCAAAUCAACACUCGGAAGAAGCUGAGAGCAGCAUUUGACCGACAUCAGGUUGUGCACAACCGGGUCUUAGCUUCUGGCUAAUGGUUAAACUUUCUCACAUAGAUGUCCGUCGCAACCUUAUUGGAUAUGUUUGAUAAGAACACCACAGCUAUCCUAAAACGCCUUCGCACCUUUGAUAAACACUUGAGUGAUCUGAGUUAGUGGCAUGAGACAUUCGAAUUCGCCCUUUGGCGAUUGAUUCACAUCUUCAGCGCCGACUUCACAGAGGUCCGGCAGACAGCAGAAACAGCGGAACUGUUGAGCAAAAUUCAGAAAGACGUUGCCUCGUUUAAGAAACAUGUGACCAAGCUAUCCAAGGUCUGACUUGGCAUUAUCUUCACAUUAACAUCAGACUGACGUUGGUUAACAUUGGUAAAACAGGAAAAUCGUGAUUUUGCGAGCAUGAAGCAGGUGAGCCUUUUUGUAAUUCUUCCGGCGAAUCGAAGGAUCAUAAAUGCGUAUGCCGUUGCAGUCAAUGAUGUCGCUGCUAACAUUCUGAGAGCCUGUUGGUAAUGAGCCUAUUAUCGACAUAGUGAGCCUAUGCUUGACAUAAUGUCGUCAUUCAAUGCAUGUAAAUGUUUUUUAGUGCCCAAUGAUUAAAUAACAGAAUUCUGCACUAUGCACACCAUCCCA